AUGCAGGAUCCUACGUUGCAGUUUUUGCGUACUUUAGUUACCCAUGGAGAAAACAAGUACUGUUUUGAUUGUCAUCAAAGAGGCCCGACAUAUGUAAACAUCACAAUUGGCUCCUUUGUUUGUACAACAUGCAGUGGUGCUCUGAGAAAAUAUAACCACAGAGUGAAAUCUAUCUCAAUGUCAAAUUUUUCUCAAUCAGAGAUUGACUUUCUUUGCACUCGUGGAAACAAGGCAUGCCGAAAAAUAUAUUUAGCUCUGAGCGAAGAUCAAACCAUGACAGAGAAGGACUUGAAAGAUGGAGCUUUAGAUAAUUAUUUAAGACAGAAGUACCAGCUACAAAAAUGGUAUCGCGAACCAACGUCGCAGAUAGAAUCUGAAGCUUUGAAAGAAAAUCGAGAACUGCUUGAACAAUCAGAGAAAAACAUGAAUCAGAAAGGCCAACGUAAUACAUGUGGUAAUGCAGCUGCUGGACUUAUUGUUCUGCCUACUCGUUCAAGUACUAAUCUUCCUUCCCAAACUAAUCUAACCAGCGGAACAACACAAGCUGGUAAUGUCAAUGGAGACAGCUUGAUUCCACAACAAUCUGUCACGAAUCACUUCAUCUCUAGUCAAAAACAGGAUGCAUUUAAUAAAACGACCAUUGAUCCAUUCGCUUCUUUUUCCACUCCAACCUCUUCUUUUUCAAAUCUUGUUACUGUUACAAUCACCACCACCACAACAACAACAACUACUACUACGCAAUCUGAUCUCUUCGCAAAUUUCUGUCCUAAUGUCCUUAAUUCUAUAAAUAAUAAUUCAACAGUUAAAUCAUUUCCUUCUAACAUAAAUUCAACCAUAUCAAAUAUUUUCCCAAGUUCAUCAAUAAAUACAAUGUCUGGUUUUCCUGGUCCAAGUGGAGGAGAUAAGUAUGCCGCACUUGCAGAAUUGGAUGGUUUAUUUAAAAAUACCGGACUUAAAUCAAUGGAUUCAGAAAUAAUGGAAAAAGGUAUAAAUGAUAUUACAUUACCUAAAACCAAUGUGUCUAGUGUAUCAACUAGUCAAUGGGUUACCCCAUUUUCACCUCAUAUUUCUCAUUCCAAUAAUCCUGUUGUCGGAACAACACAUGGAUGGUCUGCGAAUACAUCUUUCAAGGAUAGUUUACAAUCCCUUAAUCCGUUCGCCAAUCCAACAGUUGGAGUUCAAAACUCUCCAAAUUUUAACAGAUUCCCUAAUCCAUUCACAAGUUAUCCUAUUAUGGCAGUACCUUCAAGUAUCAAUCAGUUUCAUGAAACCUUGAGUCUAUCCAAUCCAGAAAGUAAAAACCCAUUCCUUUCAAAUGCCCAGCAGUCAUUUAGUGCGAAUCCAUUUUCUAACUUAGCGAACUCUACAUCUGCCCAUUAUUAUUCACAAGUAACUGCUAGUUCUUUCUCACCCACUACACACCCAGCUAAUAAUUUUCUUACAAAAAUGAAUAAUCCCGUGAAUGGAAUGCUUGGACAACUGGGUCAUACUAAUGAUUCUACUACUCGUUAUCAAUUGUCCAAUUUCAAUCCCUUUUGA
Messenger RNA from Schistosoma rodhaini, 1539 nucleotides. The record is from the annotation of a GenBank genome assembly. Lineage: Eukaryota; Metazoa; Platyhelminthes; Trematoda; Strigeidida; Schistosomatidae.